UUUGUUUUUUUUUUUUUUUUUCCUUGCUCAAGUUUAUUUGUAAAAACAGCAUAGGACACUGGUCAUCUGCAGAUAGUGUGUAGGUAGGUGUGUCCCAGCAGUCCAUCUGUCUUCACACUGGCAGGAGCCUGUUCUAUGGGGCCUUCACAGGGGCCUGGGCACCCUUGGGAGCCUGGGCUGGAGCUUUGGCCUGGGCCUUAGCUGGAGCUUUGGCCUCUGCCUUGGUUUGAACCUUGGGCUUUGGUUGGCAGAGCCUAUGACCCUUGGCCAUGUAGCUUCGAAUCUUCUUCCCAAGCUUGGGGUGAGCGAUGAAAACCAGACGGCUGAGUUUGCGGCUGGAGCCCUUUGGCAUCUUGGGCUUGACGGCCUGAGGCUUCACGAGGGCCUUGAUGGCCUCUGCUCGUGCACUCACGGCCUUGGCAUUGUUGGCCUGCAUCUUCUUCAGGCCUUUCUUGUUGUGCUUCUUGGAACUUGGGUCAACCCCCUUAAGAGAUUCGUAUGUCUGUGACUGGGGUUGCUUGAUGCCAUUUCUGUGCCAUUUGCGGGACUAGUUGGGUGUGGUGUGGUUCUUGGACUUGGCCAUGUCUGCACGGUCCCAGAACUGAUCUCAUGUCUUUCCUGCAGGUGCAGACAUGGCCAAGUCCAAGAACCACACCACACACAACCAGUCCCGCAAAUGGCACAGAAAUGGCAUCAAGAAACCCCGGUCACAAAGAUACGAAUCUCUUAAAGGGGUCGACCCCAAGUUUCUGAGGAACAUGCGCUUUGCCAAGAAGCACAACAAGAAAGGCCUGAAGAAGAUGCAGGCCAACAAUGCCAAGGCAGUGAGUGCACGAGCAGAGGCCAUCAAGGCCCUCGUGAAGCCUCAGGCUGUCAAGCCCAAGAUGCCAAAGGGCUCCAGCCGCAAACUCAGCCGUCUGGCUUUCAUCGCUCACCCCAAGCUUGGGAAGAAGAUUCGAAGCUACAUGGCCAAGGGUCGUAGGCUCUGCCAACCAAAGCCCAAGGUUCAAACCAAGGCAGAGGCCAAAGCUCCAGCUAAGGCCCAGGCCAAAGCUCCAGCCCAGGCUCCCAAGGGUGCCCAGGCCCCUGUGAAGGCCCCAUAGAACAGGCUCCUGCCAGUGUGAAGACAGACAGACUGCUGUGACACACCCACCUACACACUAUCUGCAGAUGACCAGUGUCCUAUGCUGUUUUUACAAAUAAACUUGAGACAAGA
Messenger RNA from Rattus norvegicus (Norway rat), 1216 nucleotides. The record is from RefSeq and is a predicted model, not a curated record. NCBI's taxonomy places the organism in Eukaryota, Metazoa, Chordata, Mammalia, Rodentia, Muridae.